Messenger RNA from Morus notabilis, 390 nucleotides. RefSeq lists its product as uncharacterized. The record is from RefSeq and is a predicted model, not a curated record. The transcript has a single exon. Bases 1 to 360 code for a protein of 119 amino acids. Lineage: Eukaryota; Viridiplantae; Streptophyta; Magnoliopsida; Rosales; Moraceae.
AUGUUCAAGCAAUGGAAAGAGUUGAAAACAACCAAAGGGGACAAGAACAAGAAAGAGCAACAGAAUCAAAUAAAGAUACAGCUGCUGCAUUCGUGGCUUCCGCUGCUGUGCAGGGCGGGCAAUGGCAUCGACACGCCUGUCCUGAACAGCACGGAGAGGACGGAGUUGGAGGGAGUUCUGGAGGAGACAAUAGAAAUGCUUGAAGAGGUGGAGCAGCAAGAGAAGGUUUUGUCCCUUUGGCUUGACCACUUCACGCACUGUCCCUCCUCCGACUGGCCUAAUCUCUAUAAUGCUUAUGUUCGCUGGUGUGACGCCUCUCGCAAGCUCUUGGUUUCAUUAUCUAAUGAUGUGGAUGUAUAACAUUAUGUAAUUAUGUUCAUGUGAAACAAA